Saccharomyces kudriavzevii IFO 1802 is the source of this 2994-nucleotide messenger RNA. It is a transcript of the gene NMA111, whose product is annotated as Nma111p. Bases 1 to 2994 code for a protein of 997 amino acids. The record is from RefSeq and is a predicted model, not a curated record. The transcript has a single exon. Gene Ontology annotation, molecular function: serine-type endopeptidase activity; protein binding. NCBI's taxonomy places the organism in Eukaryota, Fungi, Ascomycota, Saccharomycetes, Saccharomycetales, Saccharomycetaceae. Gene Ontology annotation, biological process: proteolysis.
AUGACUAUAUCGUUGGGCAACAUGAAGAAAAGAGAUCGUUCCAAAACUUCUGAUGGACUUUCUAGUGAAGCAUCGCCUGCGAAGAGGAAACAGGUGGAAUGCGCCACCGACGAUCGAGAGGAAGAGUACACGGACCACGAUAUCAUCAUAGAGCCCCUGCAUUUUGCCAAUAACAAUAAUGCUGUGCUCACAGAUUCGGAAAAUUACCUCAGAUGGCAAAAUACUAUUUCCAAUGUAGUUAAAUCGGUGGUUUCCAUUCAUUUUUCUCAAGUCGCACCCUUCGACUGCGAUCCUGCCUUGGUGUCAGAAGCUACAGGGUUUGUUGUGGAUGCUAAACUAGGUAUCAUCUUGACAAACAGACACGUCGUUGGACCGGGUCCAUUUGUGGGCUAUGUUGUUUUCGAUAACCAUGAAGAGUGUGAUGUUAUACCGAUUUACAGGGACCCUGUUCACGAUUUCGGAUUCCUGCAAUUCGAUCCAAAAAAAAUAAAAUAUUCCAAAAUCAAAGCGCUAACUUUGAAGCCAACUUUGGCUAGGGUCGGUUCAGAGAUCAGGGUUGUGGGUAAUGACGCCGGUGAAAAACUAAGUAUCCUGGCAGGUUUCAUCAGUAGAAUUGACAGAAAUGCUCCAGAAUAUGGUGAGUUGACAUAUAACGACUUCAAUACUGAAUAUAUUCAAGCUGCCGCAUCCGCAUCAGGUGGGUCAAGUGGAUCCCCAGUGGUAAAUAUAGAUGGAUAUGCAGUAGCUUUGCAGGCUGGUGGCUCCACGGAAGCUUCCACGGAUUUCUUUUUACCAUUGGAUAGGAUUUUGAGAGCGUUGACCUGCAUUCAAAACAACAAACCUAUCACUCGUGGUACGAUCGAAGUACAGUGGUUAUUGAAGCCAUACGAUGAGUGCAGACGAUUAGGUUUGACAUCAGAAAGAGAAAGUGAGGCUCGUGCCAAAUUUCCUGAAAACAUUGGUCUCUUGGUAGCAGAGACCGUUUUGAGAGAAGGCCCAGGUGACGGUAAAAUAAGAGAGGGAGAUACUUUAAUUUCAAUUAACGAUGAAACUAUCUCUUCAUUCAUGCAAGUAGAUAAAAUCCAAGAUGAAAAUGUAGGCAACGAAGUCAAUUUGGUUAUCCAAAGAGGUGGAAUCGAACAUGCCGUUGUUUGUAAGAUUGGUGACCUACAUGACAUUACUCCUCGUCGUUAUGUAGAGGUUUGUGGUGCUACUUUUCAUGAAUUAUCGUAUCAAAUGGCAAGAUUUUACGCGCUGCCUGUCAAAGGUGUGUUUCUGAGUAGUGCAUCAGGGUCCUUUAACUUUGAUUCAAAGGAAAGAGUGGGUUGGAUUGUGGAUUCCAUAGAUAAUAGAGAAACCCCUGAUUUGGAUACAUUUAUUGAAAUAAUGAAAACCAUUCCAGAUCGUAAGCGUGUCACCGUACGAUACCAUCAUCUCACAGAUCAGCAUUCCCCACUUGUUACUUCUAUUUAUAUUGACCGUCAUUGGUGCAAUGAAUACAGGGUCUAUACAAGAAACGAUACAACUGGUAUUUGGGACUAUACCAAUGUUGCUGAUCCGCUUCCAGCUGACCCAUUGAAACCGCGUUCGGCCAAAAUCAUCUCCAUUCCCAUCAAUAAUGAAAAAAUUGCCAAUUUAUCAUCUUCAUUAUGUACUGUAGCUACAAUGGCAGCGGUUCCAUUGGAUUCUCUUUCUGCAGAUACUUUAAAGACAUCUGGUUUGAUCGUCGACGCGGAAAGAGGUUACGUGCUUGUUUCUAGAAGAGUGGUGCCACAUGAUUGUCUCGAUACUUUUGUUACCAUUGCAGAUUCACUUAUAGUUCCUGCUACCGUGGAAUUCCUUCACCCAACUCACAAUUUUGCCAUUGUUAAAUAUGAUCCAAAGUUGGUAGAGGCUCCACUAAUCACUCCUAAAUUGUCCACUACAAGAAUAAAACGGGGUGAUAAACUGCAGUUUAUAGGUUUCACCCAGAACGAUAGAAUCGUCACUUCAGAGACAACUGUUACUGACAUUUCCUCUGUAAGUAUCCCAAGUAACUUAAUUCCGAGGUAUCGAGCCACUAACUUAGAAGCUAUAUCUAUUGAUUGUAACGUGAGUACCAGAUGUAAUUCUGGUAUUCUCACGGAUAAUGAUGGUACCGUAAGAGGCCUGUGGCUGCCAUUUUUAGGCGAAAGAUUAGAAAAUAAAGAGAAGGUCUAUUUGAUGGGUUUAGAUAUAAUGGACUGUAAGGAAGUGAUAGACAUCCUGAAAAAUGGUGGCAAGCCAAGGGUAAGUAUAGUUGAUGCUGGAUUUGGUUCAAUCUCCGUCCUACAAGCCAGGAUUAGAGGAGUUCCAGAAGAAUGGAUCAUGCGCAUGGAGCAUGAAUCAAAUAAUAGGCUACAGUUUAUCACUGUUUCCAGAGUCUCUUAUACGGAAGACGAAGUUCAUUUAGAGACAGGAGAUGUCAUCUUGUCCGUAGAUGGUAAGCUGGUAACUGAAAUGAAUGAUUUGAACGGAGUUAUAAGCUCAGUUGAUGGUGUUUUACCUUCGACCAUACUAAAUUUCAGAGUUGUUCGUGAUGGGAAUAUAGUUGAUUUGAGAAUCAACACCGUUGAGGUUCAAGAAACCGAUCAUUUUGUAAUAUUUGCCGGUAGUAUCUUACAGCAACCGCAUCAUGCCGUUUUACAAGCCAUGGUUGAUGUUCCAAAGGGUGUCUACUGUACGUUUAGGGGAGAAUCGUCGCCAGCAAUCCAAUAUGGUAUCUCUGCUACGAACUUCAUUACACAUGUCAAUGAAAUUGAGACACCUAAUCUGGAUUUAUUCUUGAAAGUCGUUAAAACAAUUCCUGAUAAUAGUUAUUGUAAGAUGAGAUUAAUGACAUUUGACAAUGUUCCUUUUGCUAUUUCACUGAAAACAAAUUACCAUUACUUUCCAACCGCGGAAUUAAAUAGGAACAACGUCACACGUAAGUGGAUUGAAAAGGAAUUUACUGGUAAUAGCGAGAGCAAAAAAUAG